GUAUACGGAAAAUAAGAAAAAUAAAUUUCUCGCAAAUACUUUCUGAAAAUGUUAAAUUCAUAAUAAUGCGACCACAUAUAAAAAUGUCAUUACAUCAAAGGCACAUUAUUUUUGUGCAUUUCGUGCUUAUUUGCUGGUUUUUAUACCAGCCUGUAAAAGGAGAAUCAACUUUUCAAUGUUUUAAAAAUGGUGAAAUUCCUGCUGAAGCUCCAGUAACUCGAUUUGCAAUUGGACUUCAAGUGACAAAUAGGCCGACACAUCAGUUGAUGACACGUAUUUUCGAUAUAUUUUUAAGAGAGGUUCUUAAUUACAAGCAUGUUCGAAUUGUACCAAUACACUUUAAAAAUCCAAUGGAUGCGAAUAAUCUCUGGCUCACUAUGGAUUAUGUUAGGGCUUUUGAGGGUUUACGUAAUCUUAGCAUGAUCAAUUUGGAAGUUUGGCUGCACCAUGGAAUUAAGCGAGUACCAGAUAACACAUUUUAUGCAGGUGUUUCCAUAACUGCCGGACGAUAUAGUUGGUUUGUGCCGAUAGAACAAGUUCCAGAUGCAGAUAAAAACUCUUGUAGUUUGGAAUACUCAAUAUUUCAAGAUAUCAAUAAUACUUAUUACGAACUUUAUCUUAUGGAAGACAGUGUAACCGAACUCAUAAUGGAGAGAGGCGUCGACCUAUAUGGGAAUCCGAAAUGUGAUAAUUAUAAAUGUGCAAUGCUUAUUGCAGAGUUUCGAAAUGAUUCGUAUUUCAUUGAGAAAGAGCUGAAAGAAACUUAUCUUAAUGUAGUUUGGUUGGGAUCGAAAUUUAACGAAACAAUAGAGGAGCUUUCUGAGAUUUAUAGGGCAAGUUAUUUGCCUGGACGUAGGAGAUUUAUGGUUCUACACUGGACCCCGUCUGUGACAAUCGUGGAGGAUAAAUAUAUCCAAAUUACUUUGCCCAGAUGUGAAGAAUUUCAAUACUUACAGGAUUCGCGAUGCAGAUACGAUCUAACUCCGAUUGUGAAAUUUUAUGAAAGACGCCUGGACGUCGACAGUCGACUGACAUAUGCUUUGCGAUCGUUUUUUAUAAGCGAUCAAGAUCUAGAGUACUUUCGAGAAGAGCUCAGUUCUAAAAGCAACAAGACCGAAGAUACUGAACAGAUCUAUAAUGAGAUUGCUUGCAGUUGGAUGAAAAGAAACGAGAGGUCUUACAAGUCCUGGAAACUAGAUCUAAAAAGGGGAAAAACAUUAGCAAUUGGCGGAAUAUUUCCCAUCAAUGUUACGGAUCGGGGACAUUUAAAUAUGGUGGGGGCAGCCCAAAAAGCUGUCGAGGCAAUCAACAAAAAUAAAACCAUUCUACCGGACUAUAACUUAGAAAUAAUGAUUAACGACGGACAUUGCAAGUCAGAUAUGGUUAUGAAGGCCUUAAUACAUUACUAUAACAUUGGGAAUAUGUUGGGAGUGUUGGGACCAGCCUGCAGUGAGACUGUAGAGCCCAUUGCAGGACUAUCGAGGCACCUAAAUAUGAUGGUUAUAUCCUACUCCGCUGAUGGCGCUUCCUUCGCCGAUCGAAAGUCUUAUCCUUAUUUCUUUCGGACCAUCGGAUCGAACAGCCAGUAUGUGGAUGCCUAUAUGGAAUUAAUGCAUAAGCUCGGUUGGAAUCGGGUGUCCACUUUGACUGAAGAUGGUCAGCAAUACGCUGAGUAUAUGACUUAUAUGGAGAGCAGGUUGAAGAUGAAUAAUUUUACUUUGGCCUUCAAUCGGAAGUUUCAAACCAAUGUAUCCGCUGAAGAUAUGAACGAGCAUUUGAGUAAACUUAAAGAAGCGCAUUCAAGGAUCAUCAUAGCGGAACUUCACAGUCAUAAUGCUGCUAUCGCCAUAUGUGAAGCCAUACACUUGGGGAUGACACAAGCAAACGACUAUAUCUGGUUUUUACCAUCCUGGCUACCGAAGGACUUUGAAAUGUGGGAGUUGAAAGUGAAUCAUCGCUGCACAGUCAAGCAACUGCGUGAUGCAAUCGAAGGACAUUUUAGCAUAAUGCAUGCGCCUUUUGGCCAACCGGAUCAACUGAUGCAGGAGGGAAUCACAGUCAAGUCAUGGCUCUCCUCGUAUAAAAAUACAUAUGAAAAGUUUUCUAAUUAUGUGGGAUUCGUUUAUGAUGCUGUCUGGGCCUAUGCGAUCGCAGCCGAUCGAUUGAUCCGCAAUGACACGUUUGCAGUUAAUAAAUUAAAAUCUUGGAGGACAGCUGAUCAAUUGACAAAACUCAUUUGGGAAACGGACUUUGAUGGUUUGUCCGGUAAAGUUGUAUUCGGACAAGGCGAAUUCGGAGGAUCACGUAUUAUCGAUAUAAAUAUUUUGCAAUGGAGAAAUAUGAGCUAUACUGAGGUGGGAAAGUUUAAGCCCAAAGUCGAGGGCAAUGGAUCCGAUCUUCACACAAACGGAGGAUAUUUAAAUUUUAGUUCAGAAGAAGUGUUCCACGGACAAAUUCCAGAGGAUGGAAGAUAUGAUUGUCCCUACUCCGGCUUGGCCCGAGGUCUACAUAUCAGCUGUGAGAUGGCCGCCAUGGUAUUUAGUAUUUCCAUAUGUCUGGGGGCAAUCUUCCUGAUGUCCUUCGUAUCAUUCUACUUCUGGAAACAACGAUACAACCGAAAAGUUCGACAUUCGGCACAGAUAAUGAAGAUGUUUGGCAUCGAUCUGAUAACUCCAUCUCGGAAUAAAAUCAAUACCUUGGAUAAAUGGGAAAUACCCAAGGAGAACGUGGUGAUCAAUCGUAAAUUGGGCGAGGGAGCUUUUGGCACAGUCUACGGCGGAGAAGCUCAAUUUAGUUCCGGGGAUUGGACUGCGGUUGCCGUAAAAACCCUCAAAUCUGGAGGAUCGACUGAGAGUCGCUUGGACUUCUUGGCCGAGGCAGAAGCCAUGAAGAAGUUCAAACACAAGAAUAUCGUAAAGCUCCUCGGAGUAUGCCUGCAAGUGGAGCCCAUCUACACAAUCAUGGAGUUUAUGCUGUACGGGGAUCUCAAGACCUAUCUUCUGGCCAGAAGAAACAUGGUUAGCGAGAAGAUAACUGAUGAAUCGGAUAUAUCAUCCAAGCGUCUGACGAUGUAUGCCUUGGACGUGGCUCGGGGAUUGGCUUAUCUGGCGGAACAGAAGUACGUCCAUCGGGAUAUCGCAUGUAGAAACUGUUUGGUUGACUCCCAGCGUGUUGUCAAAAUCGGGGACUUUGGCAUGGCUCGACCCACAUUCGAGAGUGAUUACUAUUGCUUCAAUCGGAAAGGCGUAAAGAAAUUCUUUCCGGUACGCUGGAUGCCACCGGAAACACUUUCAUUGGGAGUAUUUACAUCGGCUUCGGAUAUUUGGUCAUUUGGAGUUGUGCUCUUUGAAAUUAUUACUUUUGGAUCAUAUCCAUUUCAGGGGAUGGCAAACCAGCAAGUUCAGGACUAUGUCAAGAGCGGCAAUACUUUGCAAAUUCCGAGUGGUGUCAAGCCGCCAUUGGAGGGACUUUUGAAGGCCUGUUGGAGUCAGGAUGCCAGCAAACGUCCCACGGCCUUGGAAGUCAUUGAUUACAUUUCAAACUAUCCCCGAUUGCUCACUCCAACCCUUGACUGUCCGGGCACGGCCGUACAAAUGCCGGAGACUGAAAGCGAUGAAAUGGAACUGUUGCCUCCGGGACGCCAAUCCUCUCCACUCACCCAGGAAUCCACGCUGGACACUCUGUCACCAAUCAAUAGUUCCAGCAAUUUACGACAAUUUAAUUUUCCCAGCGAUGAAAACCUUACUGAACUCGCAGACAAAAUUGAAACUGGCACAGCUAACAUACCCCCUAAUAAUACCGAUUCAUUUUCAACCACAACACCCGAUGGAUAUAGCAUUAUGUCACCCCUUCUAAUGCAUCAGGGAGCUAAACAGGAAUCGAUGAGCAAGUGAAUUCAUAAACUGUAGUUUGUAAUAAUAAUUUUUAGUCAUAUGUUUUCUUUUGCAUAGGGUAUUACUUGUACCUAGGUCUCAGCUACCAUUUAUCACUUCUCGUAUACCAUAGUAUACUUUUUGGUAUACACGGUAUACAAUUUAUCUCUAAACAUAUCGUUUAGUUUUAUAAACUAAGCGAUAUUUAUUAUAUAAUCAAAUAUAACCAAAAAAAAAAAAAGAAAAAAAAUCUCUAUAAACUAUACUACAUAAUUUUACUUCAUAAUCUAGUGUUAUGGCAUAAUAUAGAUGUUUUAAAACCAUAUUUCAUUUAUAUUUUUGGAGCACUGAAUGUUAAUUAGGUAUAUAUCUAUAUCGUUUAGAAUCUGGAGAGUUAAAAAUGUCUACUUUCAGCUAAUGAAUCCGGAUACCAUUAACAUUUUUUUUAUAAUUAAAAACUAAUGCAGAUAUAAUAUAAUAUCUCGGAUUUUCCCAUGUA
Molecule: messenger RNA, 4371 nt
Organism: Drosophila innubila
Lineage: Eukaryota; Metazoa; Arthropoda; Insecta; Diptera; Drosophilidae
Exons: 8
Coding region: 66-3893 (1275 amino acids)
Biological process (GO): positive regulation of kinase activity; multicellular organism development; protein phosphorylation
Cellular component (GO): signaling receptor complex
Molecular function (GO): ATP binding; transmembrane receptor protein tyrosine kinase activity
Source: RefSeq, a predicted model, not a curated record